Molecule: messenger RNA, 996 nt
Organism: Gilbertella persicaria
Lineage: Eukaryota; Fungi; Mucoromycota; Mucoromycetes; Mucorales; Choanephoraceae
Exons: 6
Coding region: 86-877 (263 amino acids)
Molecular function (GO): oxidoreductase activity
Source: RefSeq, a predicted model, not a curated record
AAUUUUUACUGUCAGAGUUUAAUAAAUUCCCCACACAAACUUACUCUCUUUUUAUUUUAUUUUUCUUUACUCUUUUCUUUUUAUCAUGGAUAUUCAACAACUCUUUAGUGUCAGGGAUAAGGUUGUCUUGGUGACAGGUGGCUCUCGUGGUAUUGGUGAAAUGAUUGCUACUGGAUUUGUUCAAAGCGGUGCCAUUGUCUAUAUCAGUAGUCGUUCUGCUAAAGCGUGUGAUGAAGUUGCUGCUAAAUUAACAGCUUUGGGCCCUGGUAAAUGUAUUGCUUUGCCUGCUGAUUUACAAAGUGUUGAAGACAUCAAGAAACUUGUUGCUGAAUUAGGCAAACGCGAAGACCACUUGGAUGUGCUUAUUAACAAUGCUGGUGCUACCUGGGGUGCUCCUCUUGACCAAUAUCCCGAUGCUGCAUUCCAAAAAGUCAUGAACUUGAAUGUUACUCGUAUUUUUACUUUGACACAAGCUUGUCUCCCUCUUUUGAGAGCCAAGGCUACAAAGGAUGUUCCUUCUCGUGUGAUCAACAUUGGUUCUAUCAAUGGUGAAUCUCCUCCUGGUAUGGAAACCUAUGCUUAUUCUUCCUCUAAAGCUGCCGUUCAUCACUUGAGUCGUCACUUGGCUGGUAGACUCGGUCAAGAACAUAUCCUUGUGAAUGCCAUUGCUCCUGGCUCAUUUCCUUCCAAGAUGAUGGCCGCUACUUUGAAAGAAAGAGGCGAUAAGAUUGUUGCUGCUGUUCCUGUUGGAAGAGUAGGUACACCUGAAGACAUUGCUGGUACUUGUUUAUACCUUGCUUCUCGUGCUGGUCAAUACACUGUUGGAGCCCUUAUUACUGUAGAUGGUGGUGCUUUAGUUGGUUCAAGUAAAUUGUAAAUAAAUUCAUGCAGAACAGUGGAGUCUCUAUGUUGCGACGCAGCCUUAAAACGCCCUGAAUUAAAAAUAAGUUUUCGACCAAUGAACGGUGUGAAUAAAAAUACACUUUUUCCCUUUUU